UCCCUAAGCUAAGAGGAUACAGCGCCACUUCAAGACACUUUAUUUUCUCUGGUAAUCCAAAUACAUUAUUAACGGUAACUCUGUGGCUUUUUUUCGAACUGUAAUCCAGUCAGGAGAAGCUCUCGGUUGUUGAGAAAAACAUAAAUUCUUGUGAUCAAGGAGUUUUACUGUUUGGAAAUGACUCUGUGGUAUAGUGGGUGAAGAGCGGAAGUGACGUGUGGUUCACUCAUGCGGGGUGAGCGGUGCAUCCGUUUUGCUUCCGCAUACCGAAAAUGCAGCGACAGGGGAGAAUUUGGACACUGUGCAACGGAUGAACGCGCUGACGUCACAGCGGUGACGGCGCUCUGACGUCUGCGCGUUCAUCUGUCAACUAUGUAGUAUGAUGACAGAUAUUGUCACAAAUCGUAGUACAGUCUUCAUUGUGAAUUAAUACCACAUCAUCGCGCCACGUAUUGACGUCAUAAAAAGCAAAAAUGCUCUGAUGAGAAAUCUUUUAACUACACCCCGAUUUAUCUGCCGGGAAACCGUUCUCACAAACGAAAAUAAGACUCAACACAGUAUUUGAAAGAGCACAUUAAAAACUGUGAGAAUGUCAAGCGACGACGAACAGGGAAGCCCCCAGCGGAGAGGGUCAAGGGAGGAGGGAGGACACGGCAGCCUCAUGUGGGUAGAAUCCGUCCCUGAUGAGGGAGCCUACCUCCUGAGAGCGCUGAAGCCGCAGGAAGUCUUCCAGCUCGUCCACGGAUGUGCUGGUGGGCGGACGGAGAGGAAGCUGGCUGCGCUGAGAGAAGAGCUCAGUCCAGAGGUCGUGGACGGCGCGAUGGAGGGGCUCGUCCAAGCACUCACCGGAGAAAGUGAGAGCAGCAGCCGGAGCCCCCCCACCGCCGAGUACAGAAGAGCCAGCAGGAGCGAGGUGUGGCAGAAGAUCAAAGAGCUUUACCACACACUCAACCUGUUCAAGCCAUCGGAGGGCGGGGCCUCUUGCCUGAAAUUACCCACUCCGAAACUUGGAGCUGAAAAACUCAAACGAGCGAUUAAAAAAAUAAAAGCAAAAAAACAAACCGAGGCUCCAGAAACACAGCUAAUGUCUGCAGAGGAAGAGCAGGAGGACGCAGACAUAGAACUAAAAGAUGUAGAAGAGCUUUCAGAAUUUGAAAGCCAAUCAUCAGAAGAGCUGUGUACCAAACAAAUGAAAGCUGCUGGUGCAGACAUGCUGAGGAGAGGUCGUGCCGGUGUCACCAUGCUAAGGAAAAGUUUGGAAAAAAUCCAAACGGCAAAUCUGACAUCCUGUCUUCCCAUGGAAGCAGGAAAAAGAUAUGCUGAAAAACUUAAAGCUGGUGGUGCCAAAAUCCUGAGGAAAAGUAGUGAAACAGUUCAAAGUUCAGAGGAGGAUGCUGAAACAAAACAGGAUACAGACUCUGAGCUGGAAGAAGAACAGCCGAUUAGGCUAAAAUCACGCUUUAGAGAAUCAGGAAAAAUAAGGGCAGCAAAAAUUAAAGCUGCUGGUGCCAAAAUUCUGAGGAAGAGCCUUGAAAAAGUUCAAAAUGCAGAACUCACGUCAUGCCUUCCCAGCAUGGAACCAGGUAAACAGUAUGCUGCCAAAGUAAAAGCUGCUGGUGCCACCAUUGUAAGGAAGGGUCGUGAAAAAGUUCAAAAUGCAGAACUUACGUCAUGCCUUCCCAGCAUGGAACCAGGUAAAAAAUAUGCUGCCAAAGUAAAAGCUACUGGUGCAAAACUGCUUAGAAAACAUGGAAAACUUCAACGUGCAGAAGAGGAAGUUGAGACACAACAAGAGAAUACAGAGUUUCAACUUGAAGAAGAAGCACGGCUUGAUGAGGCUGGAUUUCUGAAAACAACUUUGAGAAAUUCAGUUUCAAUGAUGAUUUCACAUGUUGUCUCAGAGUCAGGGUUUGGUUGUCAUUCAGAGAAAUUUUCUUUCCCCGUGAAUAGAUUCGUGGAAAGAAUUUGGAAUGAAGUGAAAGAUGAAAGCUUCCAGAUGGAUCAUGCCAAAAUUGUGAACAAGCUACACUUGCUUGUUUACAAGGAUCUGU
Oryzias melastigma (Indian medaka) is the source of this 2051-nucleotide messenger RNA. RefSeq names its product stress response protein NST1. The record is from RefSeq and is a predicted model, not a curated record. NCBI's taxonomy places the organism in Eukaryota, Metazoa, Chordata, Actinopteri, Beloniformes, Adrianichthyidae.